Pleurotus ostreatus (oyster mushroom) is the source of this 1149-nucleotide messenger RNA. RefSeq lists its product as uncharacterized. Gene Ontology annotation, biological process: aromatic amino acid biosynthetic process. The transcript has 7 exons. Gene Ontology annotation, molecular function: 3-deoxy-7-phosphoheptulonate synthase activity. Gene Ontology annotation, cellular component: cytoplasm. NCBI's taxonomy places the organism in Eukaryota, Fungi, Basidiomycota, Agaricomycetes, Agaricales, Pleurotaceae. Bases 1 to 1149 code for a protein of 382 amino acids. The record is from RefSeq and is a predicted model, not a curated record.
AUGUCCCUCUUCUCAUCCCAAACCACCGAUCUCAACAUGGCCUUGUCUUUCAAAGAUGCUCUGACUCACCUCGAGAAUAGUCGAGUGAAGUCUACAAGGCCCCUCAUUCCUCCCCAAAUUCUUCAAGAGGACCUACCAUUGACAUUACUUGCUGCUCAAACCGUGCUCCAUGGACGUCUAGCAACAGAAAAUAUACUACGUGGCGACGAUGACCGACUUGUCGUCGUAGUCGGCCCAUGUUCGGUUCACAACGUCGAAUCAGCAAUAGAAUACGCCAAACUCCUCAAACAGUAUGCUGAUGAUGCAAAGGACGACCUGCUCAUCAUCAUGCGGGUGUACUUCGAAAAGCCCCGAACCACCGUGGGCUGGAAGGGCCUCAUCAAUGACCCCGACCUCAACGGCAGCUUCCAGAUCAACAAGGGCCUGCGAAUAGCACGUUCGUUGCUCUUAGAGGUUGCCAAAAUGGGCCUGCCAGCCGGCUGCGAAUUCCUGGAUACAAUUACGCCCCAAUACACCGCUGAUCUGGUGGCUUGGGGAGCUAUAGGCGCUCGUACAACGGAGUCCCAGGUGCACAGAGAACUCACAUCUGCGCUCUCCAUGCCCACCGGAUUCAAAAAUUCUACUGAUGGCAGCGUGGGCAUCGCUAUUGAUGCCUGCCGUGCUGCUCGGUCCGGCCACGUUUUCUUGUCUGUGGGUAAGGAGGGGCUUAGCAGUAUCGUUGAAACCACGGGCAAUCCUGAUGUCCAUGUGAUCCUCCGUGGUGGUGCAGGGGGCCCCAAUUAUGCUGCCGAGUUCGUACGCGAUGCUGGCGCCAAGCUAGCGAAGGCUGGAUUGGCGCAAAAAGUGAUGAUUGACUGCAGUCACGGAAAUAGCUCCAAGCAGCAUCAGAAGCAAGUGGAGGUUGCCGACAACAUUGCACAUCAACUUGAGGCCGAGGACACAUCCCAUAUGAUCAUGGGAGUAAUGAUUGAAUCAAAUCUCGUGGAAGGCCGCCAGGAUAUCCCAUCCUCUGGGCCGUCAAUGCUCAAGUAUGGCCAAUCGGUGACAGACGCAUGCAUAUCUUGGGAGACGACUGUUCCGGUUCUUGAACGCUUGCGACAGGGUGUACGCGGCCGUAGAGAACUUCUCAAGAAACAGGCUCGACCAUAG